Messenger RNA from Rhipicephalus microplus (southern cattle tick), 5505 nucleotides. RefSeq lists its product as uncharacterized. The record is from RefSeq and is a predicted model, not a curated record. NCBI's taxonomy places the organism in Eukaryota, Metazoa, Arthropoda, Arachnida, Ixodida, Ixodidae. Gene Ontology annotation, molecular function: DNA binding.
AUGCGCAACUCGCGCCCGUUAGUUUUGGCGUCCAAACUGGCUUCGUUUCCCACAAUGGAAAUGUGUUGACAUCGUCAGAGAGUCGAAAAAUUUCGUAAGUUCCCCGUCAACGUAUCCACGGUUUCGCGCAAAUCGGAACCCCCAGAGGAGAACACAACGUGCUAUCGUCGUUCACCCGGGAACGCAGCGCGCGCGAGUCAUCGGCAGUGUUCCCGACCAAAGCCUCACCAACCUGAGUCAUGGCAGGCGGUGGAGGCACGGAUGGGGCAGAGCCCACAACUCCCACGGCACCUGUUUUCACGACCGAGCUGGACAGCCCGGCCAUGUUCGACGACCCGAACCUUCCCGAGGGCUGGCACCGCAAGGUUUGUCAACGGCAGAGUGGGCGCUCGGCGGGCAAGUUUGAUGUCUACAUAUACAACCCGCAGGGGAAGAAGUUCCGCUCACGGAACGAGUUGGCAGCCUAUUUGGAGGAGGUGAAGAGCACACUCACGGUGUCGGACUUUGACUUUACUGUCAAGGGUGAGCAGUCCAAGGCCAAAUCAGCUGGACUGCCUCCACCACCGUCGGCACUAAAGCCAGUAACGCCAACUCCAGUCAAGCGGGAAAAGAAAGUGUCACCCGAGAAAAAGCCAAAGUCCAGCAAGAAGUCGAAAUCUGAGACGAAGCCACCUGUCGAAAAAAGGGUACCGGCAGAAAAGAAGACACAGUCGGUAAAGAAGGCUGCCCCCGAAAAGAAGGUGUCUUCUUCCGGGGCCAAGCCAGUGUCUUCACCAGCGCCACGAACAGGUCGUAAGUUAAUGGUCAGACUCAAUUUCACUUCCCCGAAAAAGCGAAUACUGAAAAACUACUCUGAGAAUAAGGUUGAAAGUGGGGACACGGGGGGCGGGACGGAUGAUAGUUCGGAAAGCCCGAUUCCAGUAAAGUGCGAAGAUCAAGUGCCACCGGAAGCAACGGACGAGAAGAAGCGGACUGAGACAGGGCUCAGCACGCCAGAAGUGGAUUCUGGCGCUGUUUCAGGAGCAGAUAGCACACCCAAGAGCGAGCCUGUUACGAAGAAGAACAAAGAAAACGCCGUAGACAAAGUCUCAACUAAAAAGAAAAAGAAGAAGGAAAAAGAGGAGGCACCGGCAAAAAAGCCCGACAAAGUUGUGACUGCGAGAAAGGAAGCUCCACAGAAGCCUGAAAGCCGGAUGCGGAAACGAAAAAUAGUGGAAGUUGAGGACAUGCUUUUCAAAGAGUUUGACAGGCUCGAACGGAAGCCAGUAGUGAAGCCAAAAGCAGUACCUGAGGAGAAGAAGGUCGAGUCUAAAGACAGCAUAGCAGAUGAUGUGGCUGCCAUCAAAGCAGCUGACGCUAAGGUUGCUCCAGUGCCAGAUGAGAGCAGGAAAGACCAAGCGAAAGAAAAGCAUGAGGGAAAGAAGAUCAAGAAAGUGGAGGGCAAAUCUAAGACUAAGGCAGAGCCAGGAAAUGAAAGUGGCCCCAGAUCAGUCUGGCAGCCAACCCGAGCCACAAUCCGAAUCCGAGCUCCUGAAUCAGAAGAUCAGCCUGAGCCUGAUGUUCAAGCAGAGCCCGAAGCUUCAUCCAUGUUCGAAGACAAAGCAAAGUCCGAGGCUGAGCUCGAAGCCCGGCCAGACUUCGAUGGCCACUCGAAGUCCAAGCUCCUUAUUGAAACACCUGUUCAGUCUAAAGCCACGACCCACCCCAAGGCCGAGUCAAAACCUCCGUCAGAGGGCAAGUCGGAGGCAAAGCUUCAGGAGAAACAAAGAACGAAGCGCCUGAAAGAAGAAGAUGUUGUUAACCGCAUAGCAAAAAGAUCUAGAAAGGACAGUGAACAAAAGAAGGAGACAGAAGAAAGUUCUGAAACUGGUGCACCUGAAAAUGGUGCAGAAAAGGAUAGGCAGGACUCGGCAUUAGAGCCGGGUGAGGCUGCCCCCAAGUCGACACACACGCCAGAGGUACAAGCUUCACCUAAGAAAGGUAAGAAGGAGGGUGAAAAAGAUAAGGUGAAGGAAAAGGAUGCAGCCGAAUCAAAGCCGGUGCGGGAAAAAAGCAAGCGGCAAGCGGAGCGGCAGUCGAGGAAACAUGACAUUGAGAAGGCACUGUCUUUGGACACCAGGCACGGUACCGAGAGGCAAUCCCGAAGAGCUGGCAAGGCAGACAAGCCGCUGUCACCAGGCAUGAAACGUGAUGGUGAACGGCAACCAAGAAAAGGUAAGAAGGCUGAGAAGACGCUCUCUCCUGGUGCGAAGCACAUCUCAGAUCGGCAAUCCAGGCGGGGCACAAAGGUGCAGUCUCCGGAGGCAAAGCGUGACGAAAACAGCAACAAAAGCGACGACCAACUGUCCAGCAUAGAACCGGAGUCGCAGUUUCCUACUGAGGAGCAGAUCAGAGAGGCUGCUCGUGCGAAACUAGCAAGCAAGAUCGAGAAACCGGUGGAUCCGUACGAAAUACCGCUGCCCCCUCCCAUCGACAUUCCGUCUGUACCAGAUGAGGACGAAGAGGACGACAUGGCUGUUGACGAGGCUGCGACCGAGAUGUCGCAGCGAGAGCUGAGGUUGUUCGAGAUGAGCCCGCACCUGAUCGAACACAGUUACACCAAGAUCCCCGACGACGAAGAUGCGGAUGCCGCAGAGAAACCGCAUACGCCGUCGCCUUCCCGCAAAAGGGGCCGAUCAUUAGUGUCUGAGAACGAAGCCGAGCUCGACGAGGCGGGCAAGUCACCCUCGCCACGACGUCGGCAGCGGCGCAAGAAGGGAGUCGGCGAGAAUGCCGUGCAGCACGAAGUGAAGGAGGAUAAGUCGGCAGCCCUUAUUGUGGGCCAGAGCUGAGCAGUGUGAAAGGCUGGCUCACUCGUGCCUCACACACUUUUGAUUGUUGCCUUGGCUCUUUUGCUCCGAGGUCUUUAACCUGUAUUUAUCAAAGACUGAACCAUUGCAGCAAAAAAAGCUCCACUCCCUCCUUCUGUCGCUGGAAAUUAUGGCCUUAGGCAUACAUGUCUUUUGGGUCCUAUUGGUGACCUUUAUAUCAUGCAAAGCUCUCAAAAAGGCGAGAAAUGAGGGUGGUUGAUCAUUAAUCUAGCAGUUUCUUGUUUUCUUUUUUUUUUCUGACCUGUUUGGAAGGUUCUUAUGGUGGUUAAUAAUCGGCACUGAGGCUUACGAACAUCGUUUGUUUGGUUGGAGGAGAGAGGUGGGACUGUUGUUUGUUUUCUGUUUUAAAUCUGGGGGGGCUUUUUUUGUACACGCAUUUCUGGAUUGUCAUUACUAGGUUGUAUCAUGCAUGGUGCAUAAAGCAGCAGGUGCCGCAUUAAUUUGUUCAUAGCAAGUUGUACCUUGUUCGACCAUGGACUAUCAUGUACAGUAAUGAGACGUGUCAUAAAUUCAUGGUCGUGUUUACUGUAUCGUCAGUGUUCAUUCACGGGCCGCACAUAGUUUGGUCAGUGGAAAUGGUCUGCUGCUGAAAGGGGGGGGGGGGCUGUUUCGUAAAAUGCGUAAAACGAAUGAGACGUCGCAGCCAAUACUACAAUUCUAUGAUUUGUUGAAUGCAAACAAGAUUGCAUCUUUUGCAAUGACGAUAUUGUCGACCAUUCAAGUGCACCUUUAAUUGCUCCUGGCUGUAAAAAAAAAAGAUGUUUAGUUAGCUCAUAUGGAGCUUGAAACCUUUUCGAUGGGAUGCUUGCAAAUUUAACAGCUCGUCCUUUUAGAUGUUUCAGUUACGCCGCCCGAGGGUGAGAAAAGAUCACAUCUUCUGGGCGCUUGUGAAAACACUGUAGUGCAUAAAAACCGUGAAACUUUUCGUUAAACGUAGCUCCUCGAUUGUACUGACUUUAUAAAUCUUAGUUAAGCGACUACAGACGUGUUUUAUUCUUGUCUUGUGCACAGACGCUGUUGAAAGGUGCGCAUCUUUUUGUUCCACCUCAAUGAAUCGGGCUUGUGCGGAGUUCCGACUGUAAGAUGUUUCUAACGGUCAUUUUAACACCUUCCUUGAACAUGUGUUUCGGAACUAAAAAAUAUUGCUCUACAACUGGCAACAAGGCUACUUUUGUGCAGUGCAGUUUUGGCGUUGUUUUGAGGAACUAAACCGAGGACAUUUGGGAAUAGUCGUUAGUGCAGUCGUUGUCUUGAUGGCUGGCAUGAUUGGUACAACUCUUUAGGAAGGAGUAUUUGGCUAUUGUGCACUAUUUCGGCACAGUGAUUUAUCGUUUACGAAUGUCUUCACGCCUUCGUCACUGAAGGGGAGGGAGAAAAAGGUCCGAGGCAACAUGGAAAGAAAAAAAGGAGAUCAUUGUACAAAGGUGUACAUAAUAGCAUGGCUGUUUUUUCAUCAAGUCAGUGCUUUUUGACCCAUAUAUCUUUUGUUAUUUUUUUCUUGAAAAACGUCAUGACAUUUUUUUCGUAUACAACACCCCCAUUACAGUUUGCAGCCUAUUUGUAAAUUUAUGAGUGAAGGAAGAGAAAAUUUCGAGGGCUGAUUUCUUUGUGUGGCACAACCUAACUGAAAAUUUGCUUGUUUUAGUAAAGGUUUUGUACAUUUAUGGCAUUUAUGUCGAAUGGCCUUGGCUGAUGUCGAAUGGCCUUGGCUGCUCUCUUUUUUCUCUCAUCGGCUUUCAUCGUGUCGGCAAAAUCGCUCAGUAGUACAAUUGUGAGAAGCUCUGUGACAUUUCUGUUGAAACGUGUUUUGAAGGCACGCACACUUACGCCCAAUAAAAUAUAAGGGGAGUGCCGACCUGAACAUCUUUUUGCGUGAAGUUGCGUCUUUGCGCCAUUGAAUUCGUUUACCAGUGAUUUUAGUAUUUGCACUGGGUGGCAUCAAAGCAUUUAUGCCGUCAGAAACGAAACCACUGUGUGAGCCGUCGCACAACUAAGCACCGUCAAAAGCUAAAACUUCCUUAGCCAUUUUGAUCACAUAAUACACACACAGGGCAGACACAGAAAAAUCUCCAGGGAGAUGAACUUGGCUGUGAUGAUUUUUCUUCGCGUUCGUGCUUUCCUUUGAAAACAAACCCUAUGUGAAAAGUACUACGCUCACAGUGGUAAAUGCUAUGAAAAAAAAGAAAAAGCUUGUGAUAUAAUAAUUUGUGUGAUUAGACAUAAUGCACAGUCCCCGUAGUUUCGGGGAAUGGGUCAUUCCAAUGUGUGUGUGGGCAUUGCUUUUUUGAGGAUACCUGUAUCAUUUCUUCAUAGUCUCAGCUUGCAUGGCACCACAUUUUGCAUCAAGCAAAAGGGGAGGCCAAAAGAGAGGAGAAAAAAAAGGAAGGUCAUCACGCCCUGCUAUUCCCUAGGAGGUUUUAUCGACAAAUGAUUCACAAGUUUUAUAAAAAAAUACACAAACUGCAUAAGUGCUGUGUGUCUCAUGUUUCCCUAAUUGUGCAAAUCCACUGUAAAUUGCUACGACUGGCACUCUGCCUUCCCUUUGCUUAUCCCUCUCCGUAUAAUUCCACUGUAGUAUUUCAUGACAAAUCAUUGUUCAGUACAAUAAAGAACUCAUUAUCAUGCUGUCCACAAA